CCGAGCCUGUCACCGCCUGCCAGCAGCUGUGACGGGGACAGUUAAAAAUAGCACCAUCGGCAGCCAUGGCCGCCCGGUGCCGCCUCGCUGCACGGUUCCACCACGUCCACGGCACCAACGUCCAGCUGGACGCCUCGCGCACGCGGGCCACCCGGGUGCAGAGCUUUGCCAACGGGCUCUGCUUCAGCCAGGAGCCGCUGGCGCCAGGGCAGGUGUUCCUGGUGGAGAUCGAGGAGAAGGGGGGUUGGUGCGGGCACCUGCGUGUGGGGCUGACAGCCAUCGACCCCCAGCACCUGGAAGUGGUGCCUGAGUACUCACUGCCGGACCUGGUCAACAUGGGGGACACCUGGGUGUUUGCCAUCACCCGCAGCCACAAUCGUGUGGUGGUGGAGGGGGAGGCAGCGGCGCCGGUGCGGGCCCCUCCCUGGGACCCCUUUCUGCAGAUCGAGCGGAUGCGGAUCCUCCGUGACACGCUGGUGGGGCGCAGCCGGCCCGGGCGCUACAGCCACAUCCUGGACGACCUCUACAAGACCAACGUGCUGCCCGCCACUGCCCGGCGCAGCCGGAUCGGUGUGCUGUACGCCCCGCAGCCUGACGGCACUGCUGACAUGCACAUCGUCAUCAACGGAGAAGACAUGGGGCCCAGUGCCAGGCACCUGCCCACCGCCCGCCCGCUCUACGCCGUGGUCGACGUCUUUGCCUCCACCAAGAGCGUCCGGGUCAUCCCGGUGGAAUAUGGCUUCCCCUCCCUGCAGACCCUGUGCCGGCUGGUCAUCCAGAAGCACAUCAUCCACCGCUUGGCCAUCGAGGGCCUGGACCUGCCCCCCCUGCUCAAGAGCUUCUGCCAACACGAGUGAGGCCUCAAGGGGCUGCCCUGGGACAAGCAAUAAAACCAAUUCAAGACAGAAAGCG
Calypte anna (Anna's hummingbird) is the source of this 912-nucleotide messenger RNA. RefSeq names its product neuralized E3 ubiquitin protein ligase 2 (gene NEURL2). Gene Ontology annotation, molecular function: ubiquitin protein ligase activity. NCBI's taxonomy places the organism in Eukaryota, Metazoa, Chordata, Aves, Apodiformes, Trochilidae. Gene Ontology annotation, biological process: intracellular signal transduction. The record is from RefSeq and is a predicted model, not a curated record.